Molecule: messenger RNA, 1563 nt
Organism: Eimeria acervulina
Lineage: Eukaryota; Apicomplexa; Conoidasida; Eucoccidiorida; Eimeriidae
Exons: 1
Coding region: 1-1563 (520 amino acids)
Biological process (GO): regulation of transcription by RNA polymerase II
Cellular component (GO): nucleus
Molecular function (GO): transcription cis-regulatory region binding
Source: RefSeq, a predicted model, not a curated record
AUGGAGAUUUGUUUGUACGAUAUAGAGAUCCCUCUCUCAGAGGCAACAGAACAAUUUUAUUAUGCAUUUGCUGCUCCUGAGCUGCAGACAGACGAUAAUACAUUUGCUUCUUCUCAGCAGGCCUACUCCAACAGCAGCAGCAGCAGCAGCAGCAGGAGCAGCAGGAGCAGCAGCAUCAGCACACAAGCUUUUGGGGGACCCUUAAACGACACCGCGCUGCGUUUAGCUGCAUGUAUAGCAGCAGAUGCCUCGGAGGAAGACGACGAAAGCGAAGAAGAAGAAGAGCAGCAAACACAAAACUUCAACAGCAGCAGCAACAGCAGCAGCAGCAGCAGCAGCAGCAGCUACGAGGAGUUUUCAGACAACUCCGGGAUGCGCUAUACAACCCCCACCCACAUCGUAGAGUGCAGCAAUUAUCUCGUCGGACAAUCGGGGGCAGGCACCUGCUGGAAGUGGCUGGGGAUGGUCUCCAACAGAAACGAUCCCAGAAGAGACGAUCCCAACAGAAACGAUCCCAGAAGAGACGAUCCCACAAGAGAAGAUCUUGAGAGAGACGAUCCCGGAAGAGGCGACCUCAACGGACACGAUCCCAGAAGAGACGAUCCCAACAGAGACGAUCCCGAGAGAGAUGCCGCCAAUAGAGACGAUCAAGAAAGAAAGGAGACUGGAGGAGACGAUCCCCAAGGAGACGAUCCCAGGAAAGGCGAUCCCAGAGACGAUCCCGAGGGAGCUGAUAUUGAAAGAGUCGAUCCCAAUAGAGACGAUCCCAAGGGGGGCGAUCCCAGCAGAGACGAUCCCAGGAGACACGAUCCCGAGGGAGACGAUCCCGAAGGAGACGAUCCCGACACCUGGGAGUUUGUUGUAUUUAUGUUGAUCCCCAAGGCCCCUCCUCCUGGAUUCACGCUGAGAGAAGAAGAGAGACACAUGCCUACGGUGGUCGUACACCUGAAGCAAGCUAAUGAUAUGCAAGCAGCAAAAAGCAGCUUAAGGGCAGCACGAAAGCACCUCGAAAGACAACGCCAACUGCAGCAGCAGCAGCAACAGCAGCAGCAGCAACAGCAGCAGCAGAUGCAGCACCGAGAACAGCGAUACCUGACAUACGAACAGCAGCAGCAGCAGCAAAUGCAACAGCAGCAGCUACGCAGCCCGAGAGACACGAGAUCGCCGCUGCUUGGGGCGCACCGCUUAUCAUCAGCAGAGGCAGCAGCAGCAGCAGCAGAAGCAGCAGAAGCAGAAGCAGCAGCAGCAGAGGCAGCAGAGGCAGCAGCAGCAGCAGCAGAAGCAGCAGAAGCAGAAGCAGCAGCAGCAGAGGCAGCAGCAGCAGAUGCCAUAGCAGCAGCAGAAGCAGCGGAAGCAGCAGCAGCUGCUGCAGAAGCGGUAACAGCAGCAGAUGCAGCCGAAGCAGCAGCAGAAAUUGCAGAAGCAGCACAAGCUGCACAAGCUGCAGAAGCAGCAGCAGCAGAAGCAGCACAAGCAGCAGCAGCUGCAGCAGCAGAAGCAGCACAUGCAGCAGCAAAAGCUGCAGCAGAAGCAGCAGCAGCAGCACUAGACCUCUUAAACUAA